AUGCAUCAACUUUUUGCUAAGCUGGAGCCAUCUGUAACCGUCACCGAGCAAAACCUGGCAGACCGAGUUCGGUAUAUCUUGCGCUCAAAUACAUUUGAUGACGCCGAACUCCAACGGCUACGACGUGAGGCUGUUCCCUCAUCAAAUGAAAAUGCUACGGCUGAGGAUGUGGUGCCACAAGUUGCAGAACAACCCGCACACGUGGAUACCGCCGUGAAAACUCCAGUGGUGGCAGAUUCAAAUGAUGAUGGAACAUUUGCCCAGGAACUAGAAAUAGAGCAAAUGAGGAGUACAUUAGAAGAGGCGAUUAUGAAAACGCGCAGUACGUCUCUCGAAAAUCGACCGCGACUUUCCCGCAUAUCCCUAAGCAAGCGGAAUCGAGCUGUCGUGAGGGCUCUGAACCCAAUGCUGGUGAUCUAUUUGGAAGCCAGCCGGGACCUUUGCGAUACGGACUCAAUUCUUUUUGACGUCGCGCUGCCAGUCUGCCGUAUCAUAGGCGCCAAGGUUUCCAAGGCUACUGGCCAAAGUAGCGCUAUACCAGCAUGGAGAAGAAGAAUUGAGGAGCGUAUCACAAAGGCUAGAGCUCUCAUCGGCGGAGUGAUAUGCUUCAGAUCGGGCAAUAACAGGCCAAGAAUAGUGCGCACCGUCAGGAUGGCAUUUGCUGGGACAAAUGUCAGUUUGUCCCAGCCGGAUAUAAUGCAAAAACUGACGGAGCGCAUAGAUGAUCUAAAGCAGAGAAUCGCUGCUCGGGGAAAGCGGAUUCGGCGAUAUACCGAGAGGUCGACUCGGUUCAACCAGAAUCGUCUCUUCCAAAGUGAUCAGAAGAGGCUCUAUGAAUCAUUGGAGCGACCAGUGGCAAGUGGAACGGGCCCAACAUCAAAUCAGGCCGACACUGUAA
Parnassius apollo (apollo) is the source of this 898-nucleotide messenger RNA. NCBI's taxonomy places the organism in Eukaryota, Metazoa, Arthropoda, Insecta, Lepidoptera, Papilionidae. The record is from the annotation of a GenBank genome assembly.